AUGUGGCUCUUAACAAAGGUAAUGAUAUUAUCAGUGAUCGCGAUAACCGAAUGCUUAUCAGCGAGUAAAAGUUUAAUUUCAAUAAACGAAGAGUCGUGGCGUGACCUGCUAAAGGGUGAAUGGAUGGUGGAAUUCCACGCACCUUGGUGUCCAGCAUGCAAGGAUUUGCAGAAGGCGUGGGAUGCAUUUGCAGACUGGAGUAAAGACUUGAAUAUCAAAGUGGCUGAGGUUGAUGUGACGGUGAAUCCCGGUCUAUCAGGACGUUUCCUAGUCACUGCACUGCCGACCAUCUAUCAUGUGAAAGAUGGUGUGUUCCGUGCAUAUUCCGGGGCGAGAGAUAAAAACGAUUUUAUAAGUUAUGUGGAAGAUAAGAAGUGGUCAUUAGCCGAUCCGGUGCCUUCAUAUAAACAUCCCGACUCACCGCAGAUGAGCGUGGUGGCAUGGUUCUUCAAGCUGUCGAUGUUCGUUCGUGACAAGCACAAUUACCUCGUUGAAGAAGCUGGAGUACCGUCGUGGGCAUCUUAUUCGUUGUUCGCCGGAAUAACACUCGCAUUGGGUUGUGUGCUUGGAUUCUUCAUUGUUUGCAUUAUUGAUCGUGUCUUCCCGACUGCGCCUCAACCUCUGAAACAGGACAAGAAAAAGGAUCAUAAUAGGAAAAAUAAAAAGGAUGAGCAAAAGAAGAAGGAGGAUGAACGACAUUUACAGGAUCAGAAAGCAGCAUCUCAAGAAGGUCUUUAUAGCUCAUUCUAA
Anisakis simplex (herring worm) is the source of this 750-nucleotide messenger RNA. The record is from the annotation of a GenBank genome assembly. NCBI's taxonomy places the organism in Eukaryota, Metazoa, Nematoda, Chromadorea, Rhabditida, Anisakidae.